AUGGCUGCAGCAAGAAAUAAUGUCUGCAAUCAUACUGAUCGGAUCCUUGAACUGCUGCGUUCUGAAGAUGUUCGUGAGACUGCUGGCUCUUUCUGGGGUGCCGCUGAACGUGACGACCUCCUGCAGGGACUUGAGAAGGCCAUUUCAGACAUCGCGCCUCUGCUUCUUGAUGUGGAGAUCAAGGCUCGCCAUAAUGAAAGAUGGCUGGAAAAUGGAUUCAGACUCUUUGAUGCUGAGAUCUUGCUAGAGAAGGUAUCAAGCGAAGCUUUGAAGAAGCGUAGCAGUAGCAGUAGCAGUGGUGGUGGUGGUGCUACUGGAAAUCAUAUGUAUAAGACACCACUAUGCACUUUCUUCUCAACUACCCGCUCCCCAUCUGCUUCUACUGGAAAGCCAAGCUAUGAUCGGCUUGUUCGUUAUACGGAACAGAUCAAAGACUCAGUAAAUAGAUUGACUAAUAAAUUUGGUUUGGAAAAUCGUAGUGAGAAAGAAAUUAAAUUUCCAAACGGAGUGGAGGAGACUUGGUCAUUUAUUGUGGGAGGAGGAGAAGGAGGUUUUCAGAGAAGGUGGGAUAUCAUCGACGACGUGGAUACAAAGGAAAAUAUCAUCAAUAUGUUAUUAACAAAUGAUGAUGAUGAUGAUGAUGAUGCUGCGGCGAUUCUUCCGGUGUUGGGUACUGAGGAAUCAGAAACAAGGUGGCUUGCAAGGGACGUUUUCAAUGACGAGAGAGUACAGAGUCAUUUCCACAUACGUAUUUGGGUACGCCUUUCUUCUGCUAUGUCUCCCAAUAAUACCAAUGCUACCCAACUUUUAAAUGAAAUAUUAGUUGAACAUCUACUUCCUCAUCAUCCAAACAUACACCAAUCUGAUUUGGAUGAGUUGCUACUUGUCUUAUCUAGUAGUGCGCCUUUCCUUAUUGUAUUCGAUGAUGUCAACCCUCAAAAUUUCCCAUUUCUUAAAGCAAUUUUGGGCAAUUUUCGUGGUAAAGGUAGUAAGAUAAUUCUAUCUACCUCUUACCCGGAGGUUGCAAGCAUUGGUGGCAACAUCAAACCAUGUCAUUGUCUACCUUCUCCUUGUCCUUUUCUAAGUGAAGAUCGAUUGUGGAGGCUAUUUCAAAAUGCAGCUUUUGGCGGAGUAACAAAACAUGAGCACAUAAGCUCGAGUUUUAUAGAUAUCGGAAAGGAGAUUGUAAACAAGUGUCAUGGAAUCUCUGAUAUUGUCAUUCCGGCAAUAGGAAGCAUGCUAUAUUUUGAUAAUUCUGAAAAGGAAUGGCGUGAUUUUUGUUUUGAUGAAAUAGAGAAAUCUUGUAAGCAUAAUUCAAGUGAUUAUGACAAGGCAUUGUCAUGCUUGAAGUUGUGCUAUGAUCAUCUCCCUUCACGCCUGAAACAUUGUUUUGCCUAUUGUAGCUUAUUUCCUAAAGAUCACGAGAUCGAUGUGCAAACGAUUAUAAAAUUGUGGAUGGCACAAUCCUUUGUCAUUAAGGAAGAGCCAGGGAAAUCUGCAGAGGAUGUUGGCUAUGAGUAUGUUCUGAAUUUACUUAGAAGAUCUUUCUUUCAAGAACCUACAAUAAAUGUGACGGAGCGUGUGGUUAAAUUCAAAAUUCACCAUUUGAUGCACGAUCUUGCAACUCUUGUAGCAGAGGGACGAUGCUUCUCAUUCACACCAAAUGCUAAUAAACCAUCUUCUCCAUUCCAUGUGUCAUUUGGUUCUAGUAACUUUUCAGAAGGUGAUGUACUUGAUUUUGCUGAAAGAAGCAUGCGAUCCGUUUUGUUGCAGAAUCACUCACGGGAGAAGUCCGGAGUGAGACGGGGUAACAACACAAACAUAUUGUUUGAUAAAAUUAUCAAAAAGUAUGUUAAUUUACGGUCGCUAGAUAUGUGUGGUUUCGGAAUUAAGAUAGUUCCAAAUUCAAUUGGCGACUUGGAGAUUUUGAAGUAUCUUGAUCUCUCCGAGAAUGGGGAUAUCAUGCAAUUGCCCAAUUCCAUUACCAAGCUUGUAAAUUUGCAAACCUUGAGGCUCUCCUCAUGUGUCAAACUUAGAGAACUGCCAAGAGGUAUUCAAAAAUUGGUCAGCCUUCGACAUCUUGAGAUUGAUGGGUGCCUCAGCCUGACUAGUCUUCCUCAAGGAUUUGGUCAGCUUACUAAUCUUCAAACGUUAUCGCAUAUUACACUGGGAGAGGAGUCGUCUACGCAUAAUGCCCAGUUAAUUGAAGUGAAGAAAUUGAGAAACUUGUGUGGGAAGUUUCAAAUUAAAAAUCUGAAGCAUGAAAAAUCUGUGGAUACAUAUUUUAAUGCAGUCCCAGGCGGAGUUAGAUCUUUGUCGUUAGAAUGGGAUAGUCAUGACGUGAAGACUGAACCAAUGCCACUAGAUGGUGAUAAAGAGUUCUCUUUGCAUCUGUUAGAAUUGGCUAUAAAUGGAUACAAGAGUGCUGAGAUGCGCAUUUUGCCAAUAUCUGUCGUCACUGGAUGA
Messenger RNA from Humulus lupulus (European hop), 2466 nucleotides. RefSeq names its product putative disease resistance protein RGA1. The record is from RefSeq and is a predicted model, not a curated record. The transcript is spliced from 2 exons. Gene Ontology annotation, molecular function: ADP binding. The coding region runs from base 1 to 2466 and encodes 821 amino acids. Gene Ontology annotation, biological process: defense response to other organism. Lineage: Eukaryota; Viridiplantae; Streptophyta; Magnoliopsida; Rosales; Cannabaceae.